UCAAAUAAAAUCAAAAAAGGAUUUGGUGACUGCUUAGCAGGAAAGUAGCGAAUUCCAAUGGUAGCUUGGGAAAUGUCAUCAUGGAUACUGAAUGUGGCAAAAGCUUCUAGUGCGAACUCUACCACGGUAAACGCCAACCCGCAAUCAUAUCUCUAACGUAGACGACAAAAGUUCUACUUACGUAUUCCGCUUUAUACCAGCAUUUCAAGCCUAUUGCUAAUAUGCGGGUGCUGUCAUGGUGUUUUGAAAUCUCUGUCGGAUUUUGAGUUCAAUUCUUUCUUACACUUUUUCUUAAGCAGUUGAUUUUUAGUUAAGGUAUGUGUAGCUCGAAUUUAAGUGAUUGUCGAAAAGAUAAAAUGUGAGCAGUGACAUAUCUUACGACGUUAUUACCUAGGAAACGCAUAUCUCCAUAGCAAUUUUAAGUAAAUAGAGAAUUGCUUGAGAGACCUUCAAAUAGAAGAAGGCAUUGAUUUUUUUGUGUUUUCAUACAAUUUAUUCACUUUUACCCAUAUAUCAAUCAUUUCAUCAUAUUACAAGCAAGCAACUGGAAAAAAGUCAAAGAAUUCGGAAGAAAAUUCCCAAAAGUUGUACCGCAUAUAAAAAACUGCUUUCAAUAUAAAUAUCGUGUAAAUUAGUUGUGCAUCAUGUUAGAGCCGGGAUUUAAUGAGGAAUUUUUGGAAUUUGAAUCGAAAGUACAUCAGGUAAUGAAACUGCUCGAGGACAUAAGCGUAGCCAAUAAAAAAGAAGGUGAAGAAGUGAAAAAGCCGGAAAAGGACAUCUAUCAAGACUUGAACGAAAACAAUUUCAUCGUGACCACACGUGAGAUUGGCACUUCAAUAAAUAAGAAAAAAGCUACGCCUGCUUCCGCGGACAUAAAACGCACUCCCCAGGGCGCAAUAGAAAUGGAUAAGUUUACAUUUAUGCAACAACUGGAACAAGAUGCCGAUGAGCGUCACAAAGGGUUUAAAGAACGUGAGCGCAUCGCACAGAAUUUUAGGGCGCUGGGCAACGAGGCCUAUCGCAAAGCAAACUAUGAGAAAGCGAUUAAUAUGUACACAAAAGCCAUCGAUCAUAUCAAGGACAGUCCGAUUCUUUAUAAUAACAGAGCUUUAAGUUACAUCAAAUUGAAGAACUUUAAACGCGCAAUCAUGGACUGUGAUUACGUUUUGAACAAGUUGGAAGACAAAAAUCUCCGAGCUUGGUUGUAUCGUUCCGCGGCUUAUAAACGCUUAGGAGAUGAGACUAACUUCGAAAACAGCGUUAAAUUAGCUCACAAAAACAAUCCAAAGAAAGGCGCAAUCAUUGACGAGUUCAUCGAGAAAGUUAAACUGGAGGGAAUUUAAUAUUUUAUAAAUGACUUUAUGGAAUGAAUAUUAUUUCAUAUGUAAUUUC
This is a messenger RNA of Glossina fuscipes, 1392 nucleotides long. RefSeq names its product tetratricopeptide repeat protein 12. NCBI's taxonomy places the organism in Eukaryota, Metazoa, Arthropoda, Insecta, Diptera, Glossinidae. The transcript is spliced from 4 exons. The record is from RefSeq and is a predicted model, not a curated record. The coding region runs from base 645 to 1343 and encodes 232 amino acids. Gene Ontology annotation, molecular function: protein binding.